Molecule: messenger RNA, 1606 nt
Organism: Pogona vitticeps (central bearded dragon)
Lineage: Eukaryota; Metazoa; Chordata; Lepidosauria; Squamata; Agamidae
Gene: IQCC
Product: IQ motif containing C
Molecular function (GO): protein binding
Source: RefSeq, a predicted model, not a curated record
AACUGCAGGAAGGGGAGGAAAGGGAAGACGCGUGUCGCGCGCGGGUGACGUCAUCAGGGCGGCGCGGUUGCCCGGGCAGCGGAAGCGGGGCUUGUACCCGGUUGUGGUGGAGGUGGGGGGGGGAAGAAGAUGAUGGGGCAGGAGGAAGAGGGGCAGCUCCUGCUGAGGAGGGUGCUGCUGCUCCAGGCUUGCAUCCGGGGUUACCUUGUCCGGAAGAGGUUCCGAAGCAUACCAGAGGAAUACGAGAGGAUCGUAAAGGAAGUCGAAGGGAAUUUGGAAGAGCUGCGGUGGAAUAAGAGCCCUCUGCCACGACCUGUGUUUCUCCCAAAGAAAUCCAUAAAAAGAAAGGAGUUAAAUGAUCAUGGGGCAGGAUCCAGUAGAAGCGAGCCACAGGAGAAAGAGCAGACCCUUUGUCAAAGGAGGUUACUUCCUGAAAGAGAAUGUGAUGAUACGGUGCAGCUUCUGAGCCGGCUUUCAGCCGAUGUGGUGGCAGGUGCUGGAGCUGAUGACCCGGGAGAGAAUCUGGAACAUCUUGGGGACAAGCGCUCUGAGGAUGCUUGCAAUGUGCCAGGAGGGAAUGAGGAAGGCAAUGUAUCAUCUGAAUGGGGCAGCACCAUCCUGGAAAUGGAGUCUCCUGCAUUAAGUCAAGAGCUGCACUUCUCCAAAGUACAAGGGAUUCCCCAAACCGUGCCUGACCUUCAGCGGUACCGAAAGGACCUGGCCAUGGAACUCCUGUGGCUGCAACAGGCGAUCGUCAGCCGUAAAAACUAUUUGAUCCUGAAACAGAAGUUGGGAAGCCCGCGGUGACUGCUGGUCUGGAGGCGUGAGCCCUUAUCGCAAUUUACCCACAAACUUGGAAACCUCUGCCCUUACCUGUUGUAGGAGGGAUGAAAGAUGGGGGCCUGCUGGGGCGAUCUUGUUCCUCGCCACUCCACAUGCUUCUUUUCUGGGAUCAGCGCCGAAGCCCUGGGCAAGCAGCAGUCAAGAUGGAACUCUCUUCCAAAUCCAAGGCCCAGGUUGGGUGGGAUUUUUAAGUAGUUGAGAAGACCGGAGUGUGUUGUGGAAGUCUCCAGUUUCUGUGGACUGAGGUUUUGCUGUUUUUGCACAUGCAGAAUCUGAGCUUGAGGACUUUACAUGCAUGAUUUUAGCAGCCUUCUAGGACAAGCUGUUAAGGUAACAGCAGCAUGUUCAGUGUGGGUCGUGGCUGCAGUGGAUGAUUUUGCAAGAGGAGUCAGAUCUCCUGAGGUAGAGGUGGCUUCUCUGUCUGCAAAGCCGUGGUGUUCUCAUCACUCGACUCUGAAGGUUUCCAAUGUCACUGUGAUUUCUCCAGGGAAAUCCAGAAAUUCUUGGCCUUGACUUCCAUACCUGGAAAUGUCCGAAUGGGUGUUUCUUCCUCUAUCCAGUGGUAUAGCUACAGUAUUCUUUAAGAGUUUACUACGGCUGUUGCUCAUUAGUUUCUGAUUUUAUUUCUGGAUGGUGGGGUCUGCAGUACAAUAGAAACUGUGCUAGCAUGUCAGAAUCCCAACAUCCUGUCUCUCAUCAUUGAAUAAAAAUGUCCAAAGUGAAACUGGUUGUAGAUACAUAUAUAUAUUUCCCUCUGACUGAC